Messenger RNA from Lemur catta (Ring-tailed lemur), 3360 nucleotides. RefSeq names its product SS18 subunit of BAF chromatin remodeling complex (gene SS18). Gene Ontology annotation, molecular function: transcription coactivator activity. Gene Ontology annotation, cellular component: nucleus. The transcript is spliced from 11 exons. Gene Ontology annotation, biological process: positive regulation of transcription by RNA polymerase II. NCBI's taxonomy places the organism in Eukaryota, Metazoa, Chordata, Mammalia, Primates, Lemuridae. Bases 334 to 1590 code for a protein of 418 amino acids. The record is from RefSeq and is a predicted model, not a curated record.
UGAAUCGCCGAAGCGGAGGGAGGACGGGGCGCGGCGCUACCAUUAGCGUAAAGGGACGGGGGGUGCAGAUAAGGAGAGUGGGAGCGUUCCCGGGGCAGACAAGUACGAGGAAGCUCUACCGAGGCUGGGCUCCCCCCCACCCAGGCCGAAACGAGACUUCUGUGGGCCGGAAUUCCUCCUUGAGGCCAGGCCAGCCGACUGUCCGCCCGGCCCUGGAGCAUCCCCCCUGCCCGCAUUCCCGAGGUGGUUCCGCCCGAGAGGCCGGCGUCUUUCCCCCAGUGCGCCGUUCACCCGGAGCGCCCGGGACUUGCCGAUAGUGGGGACGGCGGCAACAUGUCCGUGGCGUUCGCAGCCCCGAGGCAGCGAGGCAAGGGGGAGAUCACUCCCGCUGCGAUCCAGAAGAUGUUGGAUGAAAAUAACCAUCUUAUUCAGUGUAUAAUGGACUAUCAGAAUAAAGGAAAGACCUCAGAGUGUUCUCAGUAUCAGCAGAUGUUGCAUACAAACUUGGUAUACCUUGCUACAAUAGCAGAUUCUAAUCAAAAUAUGCAGUCUCUUUUACCAGCACCACCCACACAGAAUAUGCCUAUGGGUCCUGGAGGGAUGAAUCAGAGCGGCCCUCCCCCACCUCCACGCUCUCACAACAUGCCUUCAGAUGGAAUGGUAGGUGGGGGUCCUCCUGCACCACACAUGCAGAACCAGAUGAACGGCCAGAUGCCUGGGCCUAACCAUAUGCCUAUGCAGGGACCUGGACCCAAUCAACUCAAUAUGACAAACAAUUCCAUGAAUAUGCCUUCAAGUAGCCAUGGAUCCAUGGGAGGUUACAACCAUUCCGUGCCAUCAUCACAGAGCAUGCCAGUACAGAAUCAAAUGACAAUGAGUCAGGGGCAACCAAUGGGAAACUAUGGCCCCAGACCAAAUAUGAAUAUGCAACCAAACCAAGGUCCAAUGAUGCAUCAGCAGCCUCCUUCUCAGCAAUACAAUAUGCCACAGGGAGGUGGGCAGCAUUACCAAGGACAGCAGCCACCUAUGGGAAUGAUGGGACAAGUUAACCAGGGCAAUCAUAUGAUGGGUCAGAGACAGAUUCCUCCCUAUAGACCACCUCAGCAGGGCCCACCACAGCAGUACUCAGGCCAGGAAGACUAUUAUGGGGACCAAUACAGUCAUGGUGGACAAGGUCCUCCAGAAGGCAUGAACCAGCAAUAUUACCCUGAUGGUCAUAAUGAUUACGGUUAUCAGCAACCGUCGUAUCCUGAACAAGGCUACGAUAGGCCUUAUGAGGAUUCCUCACAACAUUACUACGAAGGAGGAAAUUCACAAUACGGCCAACAGCAAGAUGCUUACCAAGGACCACCUCCACAACAGGGAUAUCCACCCCAGCAACAGCAGUACCCAGGGCAGCAAGGUUACCCGGGACAGCAACAGGGCUAUGGUCCUUCACAGGGUGGUCCAGGUCCUCAAUAUCCUAACUACCCGCAGGGACAAGGUCAGCAGUAUGGGGGGUAUAGACCAACACAGCCUGGACCACCACAGCCACCCCAGCAGAGGCCUUACGGAUAUGACCAGGGACAGUAUGGAAAUUACCAGCAGUGAAAAGUACUUACAUUCCAAUAGCCAAUAUCUAUUAGCAGCCAUAUUGUCACCUCAGCACUGUGGACACCUCCCUGUGAAGAGAUCCUUCCAUUCCAUCUAGUUUUUGGAAAAACCUUGUGGAUAAGUGGCUGUUUCAUCAAUAAGCAGCCUUUGUGGUUUAGUUGUAAAAGGCUUUAGUAGCUCAAAAAUACUCUUGAUUUCACAUUUCUACUCUAGAUGGCAACAUUGGACAGAAAAUGCAAUGACAUAACCAAUUUGCAAUGAUUUCAGAACUGUGUUUCAAAUGGACUGUUACAGACUGAAAGGUGUGAACAGCUUUGUAUGUUUAUGAAGGUUAAGGGAAUUUAAUACUUUUCCACAGAUUUUUUUGUAAGGGGAAGAGGGAAAUGUACACUUUUUACAGCAGCAAUAUUUUGUAUAUUAUGUUUAUUUCAUGUGGUGAAUAUGCAAGGCGGUACACUGCGCACUGGACAGAAUCAGAAAUCCUCUGUUAAUGUGGACGGGAGCAUGGUAGAUGCUUGAUUGUUUUGGUCUCAAAAUGGUGUACCAUAAAGAUAAAGGUGAGAGAAGACAAAGCACACCAUAUGUCCACUGUUCUGUUCUUAUAGAGGAAAUUCAAAUCCCUUUUAUCUAUUAGAUAAUCAAGGGCACUGUGAUACAGUUUUGAGUAAAAAGACAUUUUUAAAAAGCCUUCCAGUUUUGUGGAUUAAAACCUUUUUAUAAAGAUCAUUUAUAAUACUGUUUUAAAAUGUGAGGCAAUAAGAAUUACUUUAUGUUGGAUCUGAAGAAUCUUUGGUAACGGUUUCAUAUAAAUAAAGUGGUAAUCCUCUCCUAAAAUAGCAAUAACUGAAAAUGAAAGUAUUAAUUUUACCUUGUUUGAAUAAUCAGGGAACCUAGUAAGUGAUAUCAAAGCAUUUUAUAAAUGAUAUCAAAGAAGAGUCAACAUUAAUCCAGUAAUUUUAUUUUUUAACAUUAGAAGGAUAAUUGGUUAUGUAAACAAAAUAGUUCAGGAGACUUUACAAACCUUUGUUUCAACUUUCUUAACUGGAAAUAAUGGCAUUUAUAAAGGGACGCUUUUAUGUUUAUCCCUUUUUUAUAUUGGUUAAUAUAACACACAGAGAUGUUUAGGAAAAUGCUUAUUGAUGAGGUUUAUUCUGUCUGUUAUAAAAGCACAGAGGUUGCAUUCUAGAUCACCUUGUUUAUUAGCAUAGCAUGUUUAAUCAUUAUUUGAGGUUGUCCUGUGCCUGAUUAUUUUAGCUAAAUUCAGGGAUAUUGCAUUGGGCAGGAAGGCAUGCAUUGAAAAUUUUCUAACCACAGUUAUUUAAGCAUAAUCUGAAAACAUCUAGCCCAAAGGUAAGUUACUAUUUUCAUCACAGUUGCCUAUGCCCAGGGAAUAAGAUAUAUUCUUUAUAAUUGAAUUCCUUUUUCCCACUUCUAACUGGAAACAAAACAGAAGGGGUACCAUAAAUUUGAAUAAGCAGAAUAUACUGUUCUCAACAUACUAUAAUCAAAAGGAGGAAUUUCAGUGUGUCUCUCUGUAUAUGAGAGAGAGAGUGAGUGAGUGUGUGUGUGUGUUUCAAGGUCAGAAUUGUUUUUUUUUCAACUCGGUCAGUAGAAAAUGGACAUCAAGUUUGGACAGAUAAAGCAUGGACAGCCUUAUUGUGAUUGAAAUGCUUACAGGUUCUGUGCCAAUUUUCCACCACUGUGUACUUUGUUGCUAUUUAAAACUGUAUCAGCUCUAACGGAAGAAUAAAUUAUUUGUGAUUUUAA